This is a messenger RNA of Hypanus sabinus (Atlantic stingray), 5912 nucleotides long. RefSeq names its product coiled-coil domain-containing protein 157-like. The record is from RefSeq and is a predicted model, not a curated record. The transcript has 2 exons. Lineage: Eukaryota; Metazoa; Chordata; Chondrichthyes; Myliobatiformes; Dasyatidae. Bases 344 to 595 code for a protein of 83 amino acids.
AACGCGCCCCAAACAUCGAGAAAAAGACGGCGGUUUGUCGUCGGUAUCGAACGGUCCCGAUAAUUAUUGAACGGUGGGCUCUCGGGAGCCGGCCAGUUGAGUGCUUCGUUAAUUUGGAGGGAAGAACGUGAUUUACUCUCCUUGAAUAGUUCUUCUGGAUCGGGGAUGACUUGCCGACGCUCUGGUUUUUGUGGGUCCUUCGUGGGCCGAUGAGGAUCUUUCACACAUGAAGCAGCAGAUGCCGGGCGGGAACGCAUUAAUCGUUCAACUGCUGCAUAAGGAGUUCCUUUAUGACUAAAUAAUCUAAGUUUGUGGUGAAAUAGAGUGUCAAAGGAUAUUUAAAAUGACGCUACUUCUAGGAAAUCAAAACUGUUUGGAUGGUCUGCGCAAGGACGUCACAGAUCUACAAGGAAUAAUCGUAGAUGUGUUUUCACGGGUUGGUGCAGUUCGUUAUCCAUCAUGGAAAUUUCCAGACAAAACUUCAUGUGAUUUGGAUCUUGUUACUUUAUUGGAGCAUUUUGAUUAUAUGGAAGGUGACCCAGAAUACACACAGCAUUCUCAUGUUGUGCUGUUUGAACUAGUGAUUGACAGGUAAAAUACAAUCUGUUCUUUGGCUUUUCGCUUCAGAAUGCACUGGGCUGCAGUGGAAUUCUGACCAAUGUACACGCAGUGACUAUUCUUUAAGGACUUAUUUCAUGCCCACAUCUUACUUCUAUUUUUCAUGGAAUAAGGUUGUACUCAAUGACUUAUCAAAGUUCUAGAGCUAUUUCUUUGUCUCUGUCUAUCACCUUCUCUGCAGCUUCACCAUUUCUGCCUGGCUUAGCCUAAUGGUGCUGAAUUGCUUACCAGCAUUCCUUUUAUAUCAAGGGUACUUUUUAAAAUUAAAUUAUUGACCUUUUCCCUAACUUUUUCAUGCACAAACAUCAUGUCUCCAUUUUGGCCCCAAAGAAAAGUCCAGCCCUUCUAUCAUGCAAGCCCGUAAUAGAUUUCUUUGCUCUUUGUCCAAACAUUAUCAGAUUCAAUAUACUCAUAUUCUUCUUAAGCCCAUUACCCCUACUGGGGCACAGGCUGCUGACAGCAGCUCACCAGAAUCCUCUGUCCUGGGUCAGUCUUUCAAUCUUCCCCAGGUGUAGCGUAUCAUAUGUCUUCUAGGUGAAGAUCCUUUCUCUCCUUUAGAGCUUCUGUUGGCAUUUCUGCCUAACAUUCUGCCCCAUGCCUAACCCUCCUCCUUCCGCAGUUGGGCUAGAGACCGUCCGUGGCGGAGUUCAAUAUAGUCAUAUACAGGGACCUAAUUGUCAACAACUUCAGUGCACCUGAUCUAUACCAGCCUAUUUCUCUAAAUACAUUUAGACCUAAUUUGCAGUUUAAAAAAGCAGAAAACUGACAUUAAUCUGAAACAUUGUUUGCUGAGUAUUUCCUGUGAUUACUGAUUCUGUAUCUAUAUAUCAGCCUGUACCCUUUGAUCACACAACACUGGCAAAUAAUAGUGUGAAGGAUUCUUUUAUAUCAACCUUAAAUGACGAUGCUCUCGUAACCUAAAUCCCUAAGUUCCACUCCAUUAAUAUUUCUGUUCAGCUUCUAUGAUAUCUACAUUUAGAAACCCACUUUCCAUUCUUCAGCUCUUGUAUUCAUGUUUUAUGUACAUUUCACCAAUAGGAAAUGUUUAUGAAAUGGAAUAUAGAACAGUACAGCACAGAAACAUGCCCUUCAGUCCACAAUGCAGUAUUGAACUAAUUAAAUAAAUAAUCACAUGCCCUACUAAACUAGUGCCUUAGUGCCACUAAACAAUGUCCAUAUCCUUCCAAUUUGUAAGUGUUCAUGCACCUUUCGAGAAUAUCUAUUGAAUUUAAAAUACUUCUGAGUUAUAAGUUACCAUAUUCCAUAACAUAUGUCAAUGUUGAUAAACCUGAUUUUGAUUAUAUUACAUUUUGCUGAAUAAAAUUUUAAUGUGCUUUCUCACCAGCAGAUGUCACUGCUGCAUUUUGAAAAUGGCUUGGGUUGCAAAAUAAGUAGGGUCCAGUGUCAUACUAUCCAAAAGUCACUGCGAGAUUAAUAAUAUCAUGGUUCUGAAAGAUAGAUUAAAAACUGAAAAUGCUAAAAAUACACAACAUGUUGGAAUGAGUAAUAGUACUAACGUUUCAGAUCAAUGGCCAGAUAUAAGAUCACCAUUUAUUGCCUCACUGCACUUCUAUUCACCCCUUCCUGCCCUACCCUAACCUUGCACUACCAAUUACAACUACCUCUGAUCCCUCUCUGCUCCCAGUUUCAACAUUCAACAGAAUAUUCUCCAACAUUUCUGCAUUAGCACAAAAUCUUCUCUCUUCCCCUCCUAGCAUUCUCUGCACAACAAACAUCUUGGCCACUCAUCCAGCACUCCCAAUGCCCACUCUAUUUCUCUUGAUACUCACCCACACAGAGGUAGAAGAUUAGACAUCCACACUUUCACAUCCUCUUUUCUCACCAUCAUGAUCCCAAAAUUUCCCUUCCAGAUGAAACUUUAGUUUAAUGUACUCUGUUCCAGAAGUGCACAUAUGCUUUAAAAACUGCGGAUGCUCGAAAAUUAAACAAAAAUGCUGGAAAUACUCAGCAGGUCAGGCUGCAUCUGUCGGAAGGGAAACAGAGUUAAUGUUCCAGGUUGAAUUGACAAUAGUGUUUUGAUUCAUUUUGCUUUAACUGAGACAUUUAUUCUCUGAACAUGACUUAAUUUAUUUCAAUGGGGAGAGAUGGUUCCAAGUGAUGGGUUAAAUUCCAGGUAUUACAUAACUCUUUGUAGUAAAUGUUUUCCAUUAAAUAUUUUAUUACUCUUGAUUGUCUUUGAAUUACACAGACAUUUGCAGACAGAUACGUAGUCAAAAUUUUUGACUGUUGCCAAGCUGGGGAACCUUGUUAUUUUUAGUAUAAAAACAGUUUCCUGCACUGAGCUUCACAGAUCACAGGCUGGCUGCCAGUACUGUAUUGAUAAGUGCAAAAGAGAGUAUUGAACAGAGACAGGUCAUAGAGGUGUGUAGUUGAAUCGAACUCCCUGUCCGUAUAUUGUAUACCACUCUUCUACUUAAUGCUCAUGAUAUGGUUUCCUCCUUGGUGAGAAGACCAAAGAAACAUAAGCAAUCAUUUUACACUUCUGUUUGGUUCCCAAGCUACCGAUCACUUACCAUUUUAAUUCACCAGCUCUUUCAUCUCUAUCAUCAAGUUUUCACACUUUUUCAAUGAAACUCAAAGAAUAGUGCCUUAUUUUUCAGUUAAGUUGUCAUAGUAAUGAUUUACACUUCCUGAUGCAUCUUUAAUUUGUUUACCUUUCUCACUUUUCUUGCCUCAUCAUCUUUUGCCUUUUGCCAUUUAAUCUCUUUUAUCUUCCACCUUAUCACAUAUUUCCCAUUGAAUGACAGAAUAGUCAAUCAAGGGUCAAAUAGUGUGUUCCAUCUUCUUAUGUUCUUUUCUCCAGGUCACAGCUUCUAUAUUCAUUUAAAAUUUGCUUUAAUGAUACUGCAACUUUUAUUUUAUUUAUCUAUUUUAUUUAGCGAUACAGCACAGUAGGCCCUUCUGGCCCUCUUGAGUCACGAUGCCCCAGCUACUUCAACCCCGAUUAACCCUAACCUAAUCACGGAUAUUUUACAAUGAUCAAUUAAUCUACCCAGUAGUCUUUGGAUUGUGGGAGGAAAUCUGAGGACCUGGAGAAAACCCACACAUUCCAGGAGAGGAUGUACAUAGACAGCUUACAGAACAAUGCCAGAAAUGAAAUCCAAAAUGACUUGAGCUGUAAUAGUGUCACGCUAACUGCUACACUACCAUAGUGCCUAUAGUUUUUUUCUUUAUUUUGAAAGGGACAAAUCACUUCAGAUAUUUUGAAAAAUACAUUUUUUUUAAAUUCAUAAGUUUGUUAACAGGUGUUUAAUAAAUGACUUCAACAUAGUAACAUGGAUGUAACAGCUUUGCUGUGAUACAGUGCUGCUCCAAUCACUCAGCUGGUUUGCCUUCCAACUGAACAGAUUUAAUUAAAGAGAAAAAGUCUCAGGUACAUUAUCAGGAAAACAUUGGCUGAGAUUAUGGAGCAUCUGAAGUCAAGGUGCUGACUGAGGCCUGAUUUCAACAGGUGUGCUGCUCUUUCUUCUCCUGAGACCUGGCAACACUCACUGCUGGGAGGAUCGUUAAAUGUGAUUCCAGAAUUCUUGCUUAUGUUUCAGAUUUUCAAAAUUUCCACAGUAUAUUGCCAAUGUGUCUGAGAAGUGAAUAUUUGAAACAUUUCACAGUGAAAUGUACAAAAGCAAACCAAACCAAUAAAAAUAACAUUUCCAGGUAAUUUUAUAGCUUGGAAAUAAUCACAGUGCACAGGAAUCUUAAAAUCAAUCUGGUGCGAAUUCUUCUAAGUAAACACCAAUGAACAGGAAAGCCUAUAAAAAGUUGUGAAUACAGUCAGCCCUGUCCCUCACAGGAAAACCCCUCCCCAUCAUUGAAGCACAUCUACAGGGAGUGCUGCCACGGGAAAGAAGCAUCCAUCACCAAGGGCCGCCACCAUCGAAGGCAGGUUCUCUUCUCACUGCUGCUGUUGGGAAGGAGGUACAGGAGACUUAAUUACCCUUCAACCUGAACCAGCGUGGAUAACUUCACUCUCCUCCAUACCCUGUGGACUCCCUUUCAUGUUCUCUGUAUUAUUUGUUAUUUAUUUAUUUUUAAUGGGUUUUUUUGUAAUUGCCUUAUUAUGCACAUUGUUUUUUUGUCCAUUUAUGUCAUUUGGGGGUUUUCAUUGUUUCUGUUGUGUUUCUUUGCAUCUCCAUGAAAAUGAAUAUCAGGGUAGUACAUGGUGGCAUAUUCAUACUUCAAUAAUAAAUUUACUUUGAACUUUGAUAAGUACUUUCUACUUGGAUAAGAUUUCUGUCCUCUCUACAUGACUAUACUCACUAGUUUCAGAGAAAUUGAGCAACAAUUAUAGAAACCAUUGGUAGCAUACAAAGUUAGCAUUAAAUAUCUAAAACUCCUGCACUCAAUAUAAAUUAAACUGAUGAGAACAUUCAAAAAGUCUGAAAACAGUUUGGAGUGGGAUGACCUGGUACUGCAUGGAAGUAAAGGAGGACUAUGACUUCAGUCAGAGCUCGAAGGUCAGUAUCAUAUUUAAACUUGCUUAACAUUUUGGGUUUACAGACUUUGAUAUAAGACAUUAUUCUCUGAAAUCGCUAACAGAUCGGUUUGAACAUGCCUUCUCUUCCCCAAUGAAGCCAUUCAAAAUUUGGUGGAACUAGUUGCCAUUCUUAACAUCACCAGAGGCACCUGACCCAGUAGGUACCAAUAAUUAGAUUUGUAAUGAAAGUUUACUGUCUAGACAUCCCUCCUCUUUAGAGAUUUCUUUAUACAAACCUAAAUGGACAUGAUCCACAAAUCCUAAAAAAGAUUUAUCUGCUAGCACUACUUCAUAUGAAAUAUUCAAAUGAUUCUGAUAAUUCAUUUGGCUUUUGUAGUAGGAAUUUUUAAACAUGACAGAUAAGGGAAAUUCACCAACAGGAUAAGCAGAUAACUCAGAAUGAAUUUGCUUCAUUAGAUACUAACAUCUAUUUAAAACAGUAAUCAACAUGCUAUCUUUUUUCCAAGCCAUUAACCAAAUAAAAUUAUUUUGUGACAUUUUUAAGUUACCCUUGUUGAAAAAUGUAACUACACUCUACAAUUUAGCAUUAUUUGCAUAUAGCUGGCUUAAUCAAACAACUUAUGCUAAAAUAAAAUUAUAUUAGAACGGAUACUAAUAUAAUUGUACUUCAUUUUCUAGGCUGGUGCUAUUGCUUCAGAGUUUCACACACUAUGUUGAUGUUUUAAUAAAGGAUCAGACUAUCCCUGUUUCUAAGUCAGUUGGUCCAUCUAUGUCUGUGGGCCUGGUAGUGAAAAAAUAUUGGAACAGCAUGCUUAAACUUGCUUCCCUCUAUCAGAAG